AUGUCAUCAAUUCGCACUCCCUAUGAGAGUCUUCGUGUGCUGAAAGGUGAAACAGCUAGUCGUACGUCAUUCCAACGCUCCGCCAAAGGAAACGUUUCCAUACAGGACGCAGCUCCAGAUGGUAAAUACAUUGUGCUGGAGAACACUCAUCGUUCCAAGGAGGAAGCAGUUGGUGAAUGGAAACUGAAACGAAAGAUCGAUGGAAAACGGGAAAUUGUCUAUACACUUCCAAGGGACUUCAUCUUGAGACCCGGAAAAUCUGUCAAGUACUUAGAGUGGAACAUUGAAGAUUUCUACUUGCGCUUUACACGCUAUUUCCGUUCCGAGAGUCUUCGUGUGCUGAAAGGUGAAACAGCUAGUCGUACAUCAUUCCAACGCUCCGCCAAAGGAAACGUUUCCAUACAGGAUGCAGCUCCAGAUGGUAAAUACAUUGUGCUGGAGAACACUCAUCGUUCCAAGGAGGAAGCAGUUGGUGAAUGGAAACUGAAACGAAAGAUCGAUGGAAAACGGGAAAUUGUCUAUACACUUCCAAGGGACUUCAUCUUGAGACCCGGAAAAUCUGUCAAGAUUUGGGCUCGCGGUCAGGGAGUGCACAGUCCACCUGAUCAGCUGGUCUAUGAUGCCGAAGACUCAUUCGGAGCGGGUUCCAACGUACAAACUAUUCUCUUCAACAAAGAGGGAGAG
Molecule: messenger RNA, 684 nt
Organism: Gongylonema pulchrum
Lineage: Eukaryota; Metazoa; Nematoda; Chromadorea; Rhabditida; Gongylonematidae
Source: the annotation of a GenBank genome assembly